AGACGACGCGCGCAGAUGACGUUUGGCUCGCGGGGCAGCUCGGCAGCAUGGCGUCCGUGGCGCUGAGUGAGGCGGAGAAGGUGUACAUCAUGCACGGCGUACAGGAAGACCUCCGCGUGGAUGGCCGUGGCUGUGAGGACUACCGAUGUGUCGAAGUGGAAACUGAUGUGGUGUCCAACACCAGCGGAUCCGCCAGGGUCAAGCUGGGUCACACAGACAUCUUGGUGGGAGUGAAAGCAGAAAUGGGGACGCCGAAGCUGGAGAAACCAAAUGAAGGCUACUUGGAGUUCUUUGUUGACUGUUCAGCCAAUGCUACCCCUGACUUUGAAGGUCGAGGAGGUGAUGACCUUGGCACAGAGAUCGCCAACACCCUCUAUCGGAUAUUUAGCAAUAAGAGCAGUGUCGACCUGAAGACCCUCUGCAUUAGUCCUCGGGAGCACUGCUGGGUUCUCUAUGUGGAUGUACUGCUGCUGGAAUGUGAUGGAAAUUUGUUUGAUGCCAUUUCCAUUGCUGUAAAGGCUGCUCUCUUCAAUACAAGGAUACCAAGGGUUCGAGUUCUGGAGGAUGAAGAGGGGUCGAAGGACAUUGAAUUGUCUGAUGACCCUUAUGACUGCAUACGACUAAGUGUUGAGAAUGUCCCCUGCAUUGUCACUCUGUGCAAGAUCGGCUAUCGGCAUGUGGUGGAUGCUACUCUUCAGGAGGAGGCCUGCUCCUUGGCCAGCUUGCUAGUGUCGGUGACCAGCAAGGGAGCUGUGACGUGCUUGAGGAAAGUGGGGAAGGGCAGCCUGGACCCAGAGAGCAUCUUCGAGAUGAUGGAGACCAGCAAGCGUGUGGGCAAGGUGCUGCAUGCCUCCUUGCAGAACAUUCUGCACAAGGAAGAAAGCCUGGGGCCCAAGAGACAGAAAGUCGGAUUCCUGGGAUGAUUUGCACAUCAACUGCUCAGCUGUGGAUUGUUUGUUGCUUACUUUCCUUUUAAACUGGUUUGUAAAUAUUUUUCUUCACUGUUUUGAAUUUACAGCAACAUUUGUACAUGUAAAAUUAAAGUCUAUUUUCUGAUCUGUUUU
Cebus imitator (Panamanian white-faced capuchin) is the source of this 1064-nucleotide messenger RNA. RefSeq names its product exosome component 7 (gene EXOSC7). The transcript has 8 exons. NCBI's taxonomy places the organism in Eukaryota, Metazoa, Chordata, Mammalia, Primates, Cebidae. The record is from RefSeq and is a predicted model, not a curated record. Bases 48 to 923 code for a protein of 291 amino acids. Gene Ontology annotation, biological process: U4 snRNA 3'-end processing; nuclear polyadenylation-dependent rRNA catabolic process; U1 snRNA 3'-end processing. Gene Ontology annotation, cellular component: nuclear exosome (RNase complex); cytoplasmic exosome (RNase complex).